AUAAAGUAUACAAUUAUGCACAAUGUAUAACAAUAUCUGUAAACAAUGUUGAAUCACAAAAUUAUAACAAUGAAUCUAGACUAAUAAUCGUCUUUCCACACAGAUUGUCUGUACUUAAACGGCAGCAGUUACCAUGGCAACAUAUCUGUGACAGCCUCAGGCAUUCCAUGUCAAUCAUGGACAGAACAAUGUCCACAUCGUCAUACCAUGAACAAAACAUAUCCAGAACUAAAUAACGCCAAGAAUUAUUGUCGAAAUCCUAAGAACUCAGGACAACGACCUUGGUGUUUUACUACAGACAGGAACAAGAGAUGGGAGUACUGUGAUAUCCCUAAAUGUAUACCAGGUAUGUGGCAAUAUUUUACUGUGAUAUCCCAAAAUGUCCCAAAAUGUAUACCAAGGUAUAUGGACAUAUGGUAAUAUUGUACUGUGAUAUCCCGAUGUGUAUGCCAGGUAUAUUGUCGUAAUAUAAAUUACUUUAGUUUGUUUUUGAACUAUCUGAAAAAUAUUUAAACACCUUGGUCGUAUGGGGGCAGCUAGAGACGCCCUAGUUUACCUUUGAGCUGCGGCCUUCGCAAUUACAUAUCAAAUAAAAUAACUAGGAACUUUUAGAAAAACUAAGUCACUCCAAAUAGUGUUACUUUUAGUUUAAAUAGAAAAUUUUCACCAGGCUGUUUUAAAUUAAAGUGCAUCAACAAAAGCUCAAUGUUUUUCUUUUUUGCAAGUUGAUGGUAGUUACAGCAACUGGUCAUUAAACAGUACGUGCAAUGUAACUUGUGGUGAAGGUUCUGCAAGAUGGACACGAGAAUGUAACAAUCCUAAACCAAAGUAUGGUGGAAGAAACUGUAGUGAUUUAGGAGAACCUGUUGAGUACAGACCAUGUUCAGCAAAGCUGUGUCCUGGUAAGUCAAUUGCUUUUUAAUAAAAAAGAAUUCUCAGCACAAAGCGACCUUUAAUUUUCCUGAGUAUUUUUUUUAUUGACUUUAGUUAACGGUGCUUACAGCAACUGGACUUUGAAUGCUCCAUGCAGUGUUUCAUGUGGUGAUGGAGUGGAAAUAUGGCGACGAUUUUGUAAUAAUCCUAAACCAAAAUACGGCGGACAUACCUGCAGUGGACUUGGAAACUCAUCUGAGUUUAGACACUGUAGCAGAACCCCAUGUCCAAGUAAGGCUAAAGCGUUAACUAAAUUAAAAUUACUAAACUAGUUUUCUACAAACUUACCAUUUUAUACUGGACUUACUAUCAGUUCAAAAAUGUCUUCUCCAUAGACAAAAUUGGAGUUCCCACUGCGCAUCCAAAUGACGGAUUCUUCGCUAAAAACAAAUUGAAGUUGAACUAUAAGAUGUUUCUGAGACUGGAAGAAUAUGCAUAUCAAAAUAUUCAACUCUCCAAUCAUCAUUUGAAUAUGCAAAAGUUGCAAAAUGAUCAAUUAGUUUCCGCACGGUUGAUAUAUUAUAUAUUCUCUUAGCUUUAUAGUUUGCUCAAAACAGCAGACAAACUAUGCCUCUACAAAAUUAUUUAAUUUUCAAUUAUUGUGGCUAUACACACAAAUAAUGAUGUAACAGCUCAAUACUUUGAUAUGCAUGUUCCAAUUCUUCAGCUACAUGUCAUGAUUCAACUGCAAUUUGUUUCUGAAUGCUUCAUUUGGAUGCGCACUCGAACCUCAGAUUUCGUCUUUAGCAUGUAAGAACCAUCCCAUAUUCUUGCUCGACACUGGCCUUAGUAACUUAUAAUAAAAUAUAUCAAUGCUCAAAAUACGUAAAGUAACCACCACAUAAAGUAGGUAUCCAAAUUAUAACUACCGUUCGUGGCUGUAGACAUUAAAUUUAUUACAAUAUAUACAGCUUAAUUCUGUAGCCUACGAUACUUUCAUUGUUAAAAGUUAUUGCUACAGCUAUGUUACACGGUUAUGGAGAUAUCAUUCAAAGUCUUUCUGAAAUUGUUGGUGCCCCACCCCCUAUAUGGUAUAUAAAUUUUUUUGCCCAUGGACGAACUGUUGUAAGCGAUGGUAAAUUAAACAUUGCUUAUUAUUUCUAUGCUGGAAAUCUUAAUUUUACUUCCCUUGAAUUAACGAAACAUUGCAAGGUUCAUAUCACAUGUUUAUCAUGUAAUCUCUGCACCUAACAGAUUCAAAGCUGAGUUUUACUUCAUAAAGCUCUGACUACUAAACAAUUAGGGAAAUUAAAUCCAAUCAGAGCUAGUCAAUCACCAAAAUUGUCAACACUAUUAUCGCAACAAAACUGAGCAAUCGAUAAAUAAAAUUUCCAUUCCAGUAAACAAAGAUGUUUCAAAAAAUUCAGUCCACUUCGACUCUCAGUUGAUUGGUAUUACCGUUGUUGGUGCUGUUUUUGUGAUCAUCGUAACACUGGCAUGUUUUACUUUCAUUCGACGACGUCGAAAAGCAGGUGGGGUCAAAUUCUAAUUUAUUAUACUUAAUUCUGUUUGUGGAAACACCACGUAACUUUAUUACUGCAAUUAAGUUCUAAUUUGUUCCAAUUUAAAGAUAAAUUGUUCUAACCAGUCAUUAGGACAAAAAUAUUAGAGAGUACAUUAUUUAGUAUCAGUCUUCUUCAAUAGGCAGUUAGAAAAGUGUUGGAGGGGGAGGUCACCGUCAGGGGCGUGGGGAUCAGCUUGCACCAAUUUUCUUUCGGCAGCUGUCUGUUUGUGCCAGUUGUUUCUUGCUGAAGUUUAAAGGUAUUUUUUUGCUGUUUUUCUUUGCGCGAAUAUUAAUAGCUGAUAGCAAAAAUUUUGCUAAAUUUACGAAAAUUGGCGAAAAAAGUUAACAAAUUAAGAUACAUUAAGAAUGGAAAAGUUUGUGAAAAAUGGUAUGUCCGGACUAAUAUUCGACCCCUCCCCCCGCCCCCCCCGCCAACAAUUUUGGGAAAAAAUAAGCGACUGAAAUGUUGUUGGCAAAUGCGAUACCACGCCCCCCUCCCCGCCCUUCUUUAGCCGCUACGGUCCUGGGUGCACGGCAAAGUCGUCUCGAUAUAAAGCCCUAGCACAUUAUAGACGUGUUAAAGUUUAUCGAAUUUCCACACUAUAUGUUCAUCAUUGUUGACUGGACUGAAUAUGUUUGGUAUAAAUUUUAAUAUUUCUGGUCAGUUAUUUUGUGACAUUGCGAACAGGAACGAUGAAAUCAACGUCAACUGAAAUUACUCAAUCUCAUACCCAGAGCCAUCAGUUGAGUGGUUCUGGCCACACCAACCUUGUAACUAGAUUGAAAACUACUGAUCUACAUGUUGAAAUUCGAAUUGUCUAGGCUUUCAUCAGUACGCCAGUUUGGGAUUUUUACCGCAACGUUUCCGCGGUCCUCGACAGCUGGAAGGCGACAAUACUUCAGGAGAAGUCGCAAGUUCAUCACAAGAGACUGACACUACUGCUGAAUAUGAAAACCUGACAAGUGAAGGGGAGCCAGCUCCAGGUCUCUCAAACAAGUUGGGCAACCUACCACAAGGUGAUGCGACCGGAAGUGGAGUGGAGAGUAGGAAUAAUACUAAUAGUACAAUGGAAAGACCCGCAGAAGUUACAUUGCCCAUUGAAAGUGAGAAUGCGUCGACGACAAAAGAUGUUUGAUCUAUCAGACUAUCGAAGUAUAGAACCUUGGUCGAUCUCUUCAUAGAAACUUACUUUCUCUUUGCAAUAAUUCAGUUUAAGUAUAUUGUUGCGUAGAUUACCCAGCCCCCUUAAUGGGCGAUUAUUUUUCCACGUAGUUAGAAAUUUGGAGGCAGCGCUCCAGGUUUUUUUAGUUUAGUGGUUUGAUAUAAAGAUCUGUAUUUGAAGCGCAUCGACGCAAAUCCGUGUUUGUACGAAUUUACGUAUUUUUAAAUAAAUUACAAUUGCCAUUUGCUUGUGAUGAAUAGCCUA
This is a messenger RNA of Paramuricea clavata, 3864 nucleotides long. Lineage: Eukaryota; Metazoa; Cnidaria; Anthozoa; Malacalcyonacea; Plexauridae. The record is from the annotation of a GenBank genome assembly.